AUGAGACAUAAAUCAAAUGAACUAACAAAUUUACUAAUUCCUGAUUAAUAAGCAUUUGCAUUUAAACCACGUUUCUCUAAACAUAAGAAUUUUUAUGCAAAAUAACCGACUGUAUUUGAUUUACAUUACGUUACGCCAACUCAAUAACAUGCUAAAAAUAUACUUGAUAAGAUUUGUCUCAUAGAUAAAAAGGCUAUUGUUAAUGAUAGACCAGAGUCAUCAUUUUAAAAACGAAAACAUUUUUCAGUAGAUAUAUGUUUUACUUCAAGACCAUCGUUUAUGUAGAAGAAAUAAAUUAGAAUAAAAUCAAUUUAAAAACCUAAUUUUUAAUCUAAUCUAUAAUCAAACUUAUAAGUUAAUUUAUAAGCUAAAUUAUCAACUCAUUUAUAAAAUAACUUAUAAACUAGUCUUUAAAUAUCUGAUAAAGAUUGGUUAGCCUUUGUUUUAGAAUGA
Paramecium pentaurelia is the source of this 453-nucleotide messenger RNA. The record is from the annotation of a GenBank genome assembly. Lineage: Eukaryota; Ciliophora; Oligohymenophorea; Peniculida; Parameciidae.